Ochlerotatus camptorhynchus is the source of this 1056-nucleotide messenger RNA. RefSeq names its product chromatin complexes subunit BAP18. Bases 58 to 624 code for a protein of 188 amino acids. The transcript is spliced from 5 exons. Gene Ontology annotation, cellular component: NURF complex; MLL1 complex. NCBI's taxonomy places the organism in Eukaryota, Metazoa, Arthropoda, Insecta, Diptera, Culicidae. The record is from RefSeq and is a predicted model, not a curated record.
CCGAUAGAAGCGAGCCAGCGAGCAGUGUUUUAUUCGACAUAAAUCUAUCCUUUUACGAUGAAUUCAGCCACAAAAGUGGGUGAAAUCUUCACGGCCGCGGGCGCGGCUUUCAACCGUUUGGGCGAACUGACGAUGCAGCUACAUCCUUCAUCCGAUUCUCCCACUGGGAGCAAAUGGACAGAUGAAGAAAUCGAAAUGCUCCGCUCGGCGGUAACCCGUUUCAGUGAAGAUCUGAACCAAGUCAGCCAACGGAUCAAGGGACGAACGGUGUCGCAAAUCCGACAGACGCUGAAGAAGAAAACCUUCGAAGACGCCGGAAUCCAGAUCAAGCCGCAGCAGCAAGCGCAACAGCUACCACCGCAGACUCAAACCAUUCUGGUGCAGCAGCAACAGCAAAGCGUGCUGCCCACGACUAGUGGGACCGACCAGCAGCCGACCCUGGUCGUGAAGCAGGAGGAACUUGAAGCCGUCAGCGAUGCCGCCGGCUAUUUGAAUAAACCUUCCGAUAUGAUGAUGACCCUGAACCGACUUAACGUGCAAGAAUCGGAGGCCGACGUCGAGGGGUUGGCUUCGGCCGAGGUCAAGCUCGAAUUCGAACCCGGUCCGGAGGAGGUGGCCGGGUGAGAUGAGGUGGCCUUUUACUUUGGUGUCUCCCCGCGGCGGGGUUGAUACGUACGUUCGAAAAGAGAUGAUUUAUGACUUAGAACGGAGUUUUGCUUUCUCACUUUUGUUCGUAUUUUUGGAGUUUCUCUUAGUUUAUUGCGUUCGAUUAGUUCAACGAAUUUUGAGUAAUGUUUAACGUUUUACACUAUGGAUUAGAUAUUUAGCAAUCGAGACAAAUGCAAGCCAAGUAAUGAAUAAAGAUUAAGAAAGAUAACUACCAUGUAACGAGUGCUCCUGUGAGCUAGUAACUAAUAAUAUUAUGACAUGAACUAGUAGAAUCUAGCGCUGCUACUAGGUACUACUGGCAAUAACUAGUAGAUAGUUUUUGCCAACGAUAAUCGUAUAGAAUUGUAUGUACAGUAAUAAACUGGUAAAUAUUGUAAACACGUCAUA